Messenger RNA from Anolis carolinensis (green anole), 2216 nucleotides. It is a transcript of the gene fgf12, whose product is annotated as fibroblast growth factor 12. Gene Ontology annotation, biological process: regulation of voltage-gated sodium channel activity. Gene Ontology annotation, molecular function: growth factor activity; sodium channel regulator activity. The transcript has 5 exons. The record is from RefSeq and is a predicted model, not a curated record. The coding region runs from base 870 to 1607 and encodes 245 amino acids. Gene Ontology annotation, cellular component: cytoplasm; nucleus. Lineage: Eukaryota; Metazoa; Chordata; Lepidosauria; Squamata; Anolidae.
AGGCAGGCAGGCAGGCAGGCAGGCAGGCGAGGAGUCCGUCCAUGGCGCCCGGGGCUUCCCUCCUCCCUCCCCCCGCUGCUGGGGGUCCUGAGACGCCCCUCCCCCUUGGGAAGCCCCUCGAGAGGGAGGUGGGCAAGCAGCCAAGGAAAACCCCGGGCGGAGAAAGGAAGGAAGGAAGGAAGGAAGGAAGAAGAAGAAGGCGCCGCAGCUGAGGAGCACGAUGAGAAGGAGAAGAGGAGGAGGCGAAGGGAGGGAGGAAGAAAAGGAGGGAGGGGGCGGUCCAAGCGAGGAGGGGCUCCUCCCCUUCCCCCUCCCCCCUCUCCCCCCUCCCUCCGCAACAAGCGGCGCUUUCGGAGCCUGUUUUGGGGAGCUCCGGGGAGAGAGAGAGAGAGAGAAAGAGAGAGAGAGAGAGAGAGAGAGGGAGGCCUGGAUUCAGCACCAGCCGAGGAGGGACAGCUCCGCCAUGGAGCCCUAGGAGCGAGGCGCCUUUGCUGCAGGCAGACCCUUCCUCGUCUUCCUUCUCUUUCCUUGGGGUCGGGAUGUAGCCCCUGCCAGGAGCCAAGCCGUCCUUCCUUCCAUCCUUCCUUCCUUCCUUCCUUCCUUCCAUCCUUCCUUCCUUCCUUGGCCCUGCUGCAGCUUGCCUGCCUCAGGAGGGGAUCAGGACCCGCUUGCUCGCCCCCCGCCCCACACCGGAGGCACCCUGGGCCCUGGAGGGCUCCGAGGAAGAAGGAGAGAAGGAGAAGCAGGAAGGAGAGCCCUGACCCUCGGCCCGGAUGGGAGGGGUCUCGGCGGGCCCCCCUGAGGGCUAGGGGCCUCUGAGGGACCCGGGGGGAGGGGGGCGGGGGGGGGCCGAGGCGGGGGGGCGGGCGAUGGCGGCGGCGAUCGCGAGCUCCCUGAUCCGGCAGAAGCGCCAGGCGCGCGAGUCCAACAGCGACCGGGUCUCGGCCUCCAAGCGCCGCUCCAGCCCCAGCAAGGACGGGCGCUCCCUCUGCGAGAGGCACCUCCGAGGGCUCUUCGGGAAGGUCCGCUUCUGCUCCUCCAGCGCCAGGAAGAGGCACCUCCGGCGCAGGCCAGAACCCCAGCUGAAAGGCAUCGUGACAAGGUUAUUCAGCCAGCAGGAGUUCUUCCUGCAGAUGCACCCCGACGGGACGAUUGAUGGGACCAAGGACGAAAACAGCGACUACACCCUCUUCAAUCUGAUCCCGGUGGGGCUCCGCGUGGUGGCCAUCCAAGGCGUGAAGGCCGGCCUCUAUGUGGCCAUGAAUGCCGAGGGCUAUCUCUACAGCUCAGACAUCUUCACCCCGGAGUGCAAGUUCAAGGAGUCCGUCUUCGAGAACUACUACGUCAUCUACUCCUCCACGCUCUACCGGCAGCAGGAGUCCGGCCGGGCCUGGUUCCUGGGCCUCAACAAAGAGGGGCAGAUCAUGAAGGGGAACCGGGUGAAAAAGACCAAACCAUCCUCACAUUUUGUACCAAAACCCAUAGAAGUGUGCAUGUACAGAGAGCCUUCCCUGCAUGAAAUCGGAGAGAAACAAGGCCGCUCCAGGAAAAGCUCGGGGACGCCCACCAUGAACGGAGGCAAAGUGGUCAACCAGGACUCCACAUAGCCGGGGGAGCCCCCGCCAACAUGGCCGCCGCCGCCUCGCUGACCCCCGCAUCCAACCUUUGACCGACCGACCGACCGACCGACCGUCCACCCGCUCACGGAGAUGCCAGCUGCGCCCCACGGAGCAGGCAGGGGCUCCCAGGGAGCGGCUGUGGGUUCGGGACCCGGCCGCCCUUCCUUCCUUCCUUCCUUCCUUCCUUCCUUCCUUCCUUCCUUCCUUCCUUCCUCUUUUCCUUCUUUUUUUCUUUCCUUCCUUCCUUCUUUCUUUCCGUCCGUCCAUCCCUCGGCCUGUGCUUGGAACGGGGAGGCCUUGCCUGGUUCGGCACCUUUGGCGACACGACACACCAACACCGAAACCCACACGACCACGACGACGCCCGGCGACGAGGGGCAGAAACGGCGAAAACAAUGCGCAUAGAUCUAUUUUCAAUCAGGACUCCAUUAACAUUAAAUAUAAAUAUAAAUAUAUAUAAUAUAUAUAUAUUACAGAAAUAUAUAUAUCACAAAACAGCAAAGCUGUUUGCUCUGUGAUCAAAGAUCGGGAGGGGGGGAGGAGGAAUUGUUCAUCUCUGCAUAAGAAAUAACAACAAUUAAAAAAUUAUAAUAAUUA